Messenger RNA from Aspergillus mulundensis, 1776 nucleotides. RefSeq names its product Hsp70 family protein. Gene Ontology annotation, molecular function: ATP binding; ATP-dependent protein folding chaperone. Bases 1 to 1776 code for a protein of 591 amino acids. The record is from RefSeq and is a predicted model, not a curated record. The transcript is spliced from 10 exons. NCBI's taxonomy places the organism in Eukaryota, Fungi, Ascomycota, Eurotiomycetes, Eurotiales, Aspergillaceae.
AUGGCGGACAGAAUCGAGAAGAUCAUAGUCGGCGUUGAUUACGGAACUACAUUCACUGGCGCGAGUUUCGUUAGCACUCAGGCCCGAGGCAUCGAUGACAUUGUCCUCAUUCAUUCAUGGCCUGGAGAGGCUAAACACCAUGAAGUUGUACUCAAGACCCCCUCUCGAAUCGCCUAUGAUGGUGCCGGUAACCGCCGCUGGGGAUUCCAAGUCAAGCCAGGAAUGAACUCAUAUUCGUGGACCAAGUUGCUGCUGGACACCGGAAGUCGCCUCACCAACUACGACGCUGACCUUGAGGGCGCAACGGCGCUGGGAAUGUUUAGACUGCCUGAGGACAAAGAUGCUGUCGAGGUGGCUGGUGACUUUCUCUCUGGGGUCUACAGGCAUAUACUUAGAUGUAUUGCCCAGCAAAGAACCGAAGAAGCCCUGAGCAUCACACCGCUUGAGUUUUGGUUUACGGUUCCUGCUAUCUGGUCCGACGAGGCAAAGCAUGCCACUCUGGAAGCUGCUCGAUGUGCGGGUUUUGGCUCUCGCAGGGGGCGUGUUCAGGACACAAUCUGCUUGAUUCCGGAACCUGAGGCGGCUGCAAUUGCGGUGCUUAGAAGAGCAACUGCUGAUGGAUUAGGGUUCCUAGUCAAGCCUGAUGACGGGGUGCUUAUCUGCGAUUGUGGUGGAGGGACCGUGGAUAUUACCACAUACCUCGUCAAAGAAGUGUGGCCCACACUCAAGUUUGAAGAACUCUGCACGGGAAUCGGAGCAAAAUGUGGCUCGACUGCGAUUGAUCGCAAGUUCUACAAUCUUAUGGGCCGCCUAUUCGGUAAAGCGUUCACCGAUUUCCCACGCAGCAAGACUGCUCCCGGUAGCGAGUUCAUGAACAAAUUCGAAGUCAUCAAACGCGACUUUGGAUACGACUCCGAGAACACCACGCACGAACUGUCUCUCAACAUCAAACCCGUGGCUCCGGACCCCGCAUACUUCAACGCGGACGAGAACGUAGUAGUAAUCUCAGAUGAGGACCUUCGGGGCUUUUUCGAUCCAGUUAUAGAGAAGAUCCUGGCAUUGGUUCAUCAACAGAUCAACGCCGCCAACCGACAAGCUGGCCGAGACGCAAUCAACAGGAUUAUUCUUGUUGGGGGCUUCGGGAACUCCGAGUACUUACGAACUGCAUUUCGGAACUCAUUCGAUCCAGCAGGGAAUAUUGCAGUCACCGUGCCCAACAAUGCACAAGCUGCUAUCGUGCAAGGAGCGGCAUUACGAGGUCUGGAAGGUCUUCAAGCUCUCAAUAGACGGUGCCGUCGUCAUUAUGGUUUUGAAUCAAUCCGUCCCUUCAGAAAAGGGUUUGAUGAUGAGCAAAACGCCUUCAUCCAUAGAUAUUAUGGCACGAAAUAUGUUGGGGGGCACAUGACCUGGGUUGUUGGAAAGGGCCAGAUUCUUGGAGAUAACUUCACGAGCGAUCAUAGACGUUAUCGCACGUUGGAUGAGGAUGAUGACAUGUCAUACUUCAAAACGAUCUACUCAUGCGACAGCGAUAUAGCGCCAUCCAGGCGAGACCAUGAUGACGUGCGCAAAGUGGGUAAAGUUCAUAUCGAUCUUGAGGAUGUCGACAUUACUCAAUUCCCGUGGAAUGAUUACAUGGGCGAGCGUGUUUACCACGUCAAGUACGACUGGAAAAUGAUAUUCGGGGCAAGGGAAGGCGUUCUCAAGUUCGAGGCCUAUGUGGAUGGCCAGGCUGUCGGCAAGACAUCCAUCGAUUUCAACAAGGAACCCCGUUGGUGA